This is a messenger RNA of Eufriesea mexicana, 1494 nucleotides long. RefSeq names its product probable pyruvate dehydrogenase E1 component subunit alpha, mitochondrial. The record is from RefSeq and is a predicted model, not a curated record. Gene Ontology annotation, molecular function: pyruvate dehydrogenase (acetyl-transferring) activity. The transcript has 7 exons. NCBI's taxonomy places the organism in Eukaryota, Metazoa, Arthropoda, Insecta, Hymenoptera, Apidae. Gene Ontology annotation, biological process: pyruvate decarboxylation to acetyl-CoA. Gene Ontology annotation, cellular component: intracellular membrane-bounded organelle. The coding region runs from base 132 to 1340 and encodes 402 amino acids.
GAACCAGAUCUUACGAUACCGUCCGCGCCAUAUGAAUGUUCCGUUCUUGUUAGAUUCAAUUUGUGUAUUAACUUCGAUUCUUCGUUAAAUUAUUUGAUCUUAAGCACGAUUAACUGAAAAAUAACUUAAAAAUGAUACCUAACUGCAUCAGAAACAUAGGUGUCCAAACAUCGAAACGAAACUUUGGCAGUUGGAACGAGGUGGUAUCAUAUUUCUUCAACAAAAAGAAUAAUUAUGCUACAGAAGCUUCAUUUGAAAUGAAACCCUUUCGAUUACACAAAUUGGAUAGUGGACCCCCUACUAAAGUCACUAUUACCAAAGAUGAAGCAAUAGAGCUGUAUAAAAAACUACAUACAAUCCGCCGUAUGGAAACAGCUGCUGGAAAUCUCUAUAAGGAAAAAAUUGUCAGAGGCUUUUGUCAUUUGUACUCUGGUCAAGAAGCUUGUGCAGUUGGAAUAAGAUCAGCUCUUCGGCCACAAGAUUCUGUAAUUACAGCUUACAGAGCUCAUGGAUGGACCUAUUUAAUGGGAAUAGAACCAUUUGGUGUUUUAGCUGAAUUAACUGGUAGAAAAGGAGGAAAUGCAAAGGGUAAAGGUGGUUCUAUGCACAUGUAUUCCAAAAACUUUUAUGGUGGAAAUGGUAUUGUUGGGGCUCAAGUACCAUUAGGAGUAGGAAUUGCCUUUGCUCAUAAAUAUAUGAACAAUGGGGGUGUGUGCGUUACACUCUAUGGAGAUGGUGCAGCUAAUCAAGGACAAGUAUUUGAAGUAUAUAAUAUGGCAAAAUUGUGGGAUGUUCCCUGUAUUUUUGUUUGUGAAAACAAUGGAUAUGGUAUGGGUACUAGCGUUGAUCGUGCUUCUGCAAGUACAGACUAUUACACAAGAGGAGAUUACAUUCCUGGAAUUUGGGUGGAUGGUAUGGAUGUACUAGCAGUCAAAGAAGCUACCAAAUUUGCGAUUGAUUAUUGUACGUCUGGUAAAGGUCCGAUUGUUUUAGAAACUGUAACUUAUCGAUAUAGUGGACAUAGUAUGUCCGAUCCCGGUACAAGUUACCGUACAAGAGAAGAAAUCCAAGAAGUAAGGCAGACUAGAGAUCCUAUUACUGGUUUUAAGGAACGAGUACUGAACUCUAAUCUUGUCACUCCAGAGGAAAUAAAGGCGAUAGAAAACGAAAUAAGAAAAGUAGUAGAUGAUGCUGUAAAAGCUGCGAAAGCAGACUCUGAAAUUCCCUUGAAUGAACUCACUGCCGAUAUUUAUUGUAAUUGCGUAGAGAAAGAAAUUCGUAAUACCACUCCGUUUAACCCUUUGCCACACACGAGGCUAGGUGCAGCUAUAAACUCCUAACCUAGUUUUAAAAAUGAUCUUAAAUAAAUAGCGUAUUAAAUCUUGUUUAUUAUAGCAUUAUCUGCCAUAAAAAGAUUAAUAGUUAGUAUAAAAGAUUCUUGAAUAUUAACUCUAGUUCCUGGAGUUAGACAAGAAAAAUAGUAAAUUAUUAGAG